AUGUCUGCCCUCAUGAGCACCAUCGAAGGCCUGGCAAACACAGUCACGACAAAAGCCAUGGCCAUAGUCGACUCGGUCUUUCCGCCAGAACGGCGUCAGGAGCUUCUGACCAAGCUGCAGCAGUUUGCCAUCAAGAACCCAAAGCUGUCGGCCUUCCUCCUCACCAACAUUGCCCUGACGGGCCCGCCCAUGUUCUUGUUCAUCCUCUUCACCCUGACCGUCUUCAUCUUUUCGCUCGUCGUCGCCCUGCUGGUCGGCCUGCUUGUAGCCAUCGGCUUCACCCUCUUCAUGGUGAUUGUCGCGCUGGUGAUUCUGUUCCCCACCGUCUUCUUCACCAGCCUCGCGGCAUGCUUCUUCUUCCUUUGGGGCCUAGGUGGAUACUACCUUCUCAAGUGGUUCAACAAGGGCGAGAGUCCUGCUGCAGAGGGAGAUGCUAUCGGUGACAAGAUCAAUGCUCUUACUGGAGGAAGACUCGACUUCAUCAUGGGUGGCGCUCGUCAGGAGCAGUCGGAGCACUCCGGUCAGAAUGGCAACAAGGAUGAGGGAAGUCCCAAGACGAAUGGCAAGCCCAGGAAGCUGCAAGACAACCCGGCAAAGUCUAGUGGAGUCGACUUCGGCAAGCAAGCGGAUUCGAUCAAGAAGAAUGCCAACGUGGGUAAUGUCACCAACAAGGCGACGAAGCAGGCUAAUCUGGAUGGAGUGACCAAGCAGGCGGGAUUGAACGAUGUGACCAAGAAGACGGAUGGAGUGACGGGCACGGCAAAGGGACUUGCAGGGGGAGCGACUGGCGGACUUGUGUAG
Aureobasidium subglaciale EXF-2481 is the source of this 801-nucleotide messenger RNA. RefSeq lists its product as uncharacterized. The transcript has 2 exons. Bases 1 to 801 code for a protein of 266 amino acids. Lineage: Eukaryota; Fungi; Ascomycota; Dothideomycetes; Dothideales; Saccotheciaceae. The record is from RefSeq and is a predicted model, not a curated record.